Dictyostelium discoideum AX4 is the source of this 861-nucleotide messenger RNA. RefSeq lists its product as hypothetical. The annotation marks the transcript as partial. The transcript is spliced from 2 exons. The record is from RefSeq and is a predicted model, not a curated record. Lineage: Eukaryota; Evosea; Eumycetozoa; Dictyosteliales; Dictyosteliaceae.
AUGGAGAAUUUAUUUUGGAAAGUUAUUAGGAAUAUUUAUUUAUUUAAAAAGAUAUUUUAUCAUAUUGAUAAUGAUGAAAUUUCCAAAGAUUAUAUUGGAUUUAGAAUAAAAUUUAAAUUAAUUAAAUCAUUAGAAUUUUUAGUUAUACACAAACAAUGGUCAUUAUUAAAAGAUAAAUUACAAAGUAAUCAGUAUUUAUUAAUUGAUAAAAGAGCAAUAAAGAUGUUUUUACAAGAAUGUCAAGAUAUUGAUUUAAUUAGGUUAUUAUAUCAAAAGAAAAGAAACCAUAUUGAAAUUGUAGAUUUAAUAGCAACUUCAAUAAAAGUUAAAAAUUUAUUAGCAUUUGAUCUUUUCUUUAAUCAUUUAAAAUUACCAAUUUAUACAAAAUUAAAAAAUAAAUCUUUAAAAUAUGCAACAAAAAAAAUAAAACAAAAUCAAUUAUUAUCAUUUCAAUUUUUAAAUAUUAUAAUAAAUAAUCAAUUAUAUAAUAAAAAUAAUAAUAAUAAUAAUAAUAAUAAUAAUAAUAAUAAUAAUCAACUAAAAAAAGAUGAAGAAUAUGAAGAUGAAAAUGAAUAUAGUAUUAAUAAAGAAAUAAAUAAAAAAUUAAAGAAACAAACAGAAUUAACUACAACAACAACAACAACAACAACAACAACAACAACAACAACAAAUUUUAUGAGGUUAAAAGAUUAUAGAGAAUUUCAAAUUAGAUUAAUAGAAUUAGGAUUAGUAGAGAAAACAAAUAAAAUUACAUUAUUUUCAGAAUUUGAAAAUAACAAUACAACAUUUAAAUCAUUAUCAAUUCAAGAUUUAAUAUUUUAUUUAAAAUCACUUUAUCAAUUAUGUGAUAAUCUUCAAAAU